Cercopithifilaria johnstoni is the source of this 1989-nucleotide messenger RNA. The record is from the annotation of a GenBank genome assembly. Lineage: Eukaryota; Metazoa; Nematoda; Chromadorea; Rhabditida; Onchocercidae.
AUGUCAGGAGAUCAUAGUAGCUCCACGAUGAGAUCAUUUAGUCGUAGCAACUUGGGUAACUUGUACCAAUCAUUUAUCAAACGCAAGAAAUCGAUUAGUACGAGGAAAAGGACAGAUGCGCAUAUAACUGCAAUAGGGGUUAGAGACAAGGAACAAGCAUCGUUCUUACUAUUACCCACAAUAUCCACCAUGACUUCAUUGCCAGAUGUUGAGUAUGAUGAAACUGGACCUAGCAGCAUAGAACUUUCUACAACACCCAUACCACCAAUAUCAUCUGCCUUGCAACGCACAGAGUCUAGCACAUUUUUUUCGCGACUGAGUGGUCGGUUACGACGUUCACUUCAUUUGCUUUCAAAUAAACGUGAGCGACCCGUGAAGUUUCUAGCCGGUAACGAGGUGGAGGUCAAUGAGGAUGUGAGACCAUCAUUACUUCACGAAAACGGAGAGGAGACAUUCACGAAUUAUGCCAGUAUCAAAAUUGUUAAUUACGACGAAUCAAAUGGUGAUAUUAAGUUGGUCCGACAAAUCCUACACCGGAAUCGAUCCGAUGAAAUAAAGAAAUUGCUUAGAAAAAAAAAUUGGCCAGUGGGACACAGAAUACGAGCAAAUUUGUGGCAAGAAAUCUGUAAAUUAAACAAUCCAGAUUUUAAUGCGCACAAAGGUAGUUAUGAAUCUGAAGCGCAGGAGGAGGACGUCGGACAUUUUUCACCAAGACCUCGUUUUCUGUUGUCUCCGGAUAAUAUACAUAAUUGUUAUGAACUGAAUGCAAAUGGUAUAAAAGCACUUCAUCGUCUCAUUCAUGUCUUAGAUGCUACGAUUCCGACAUUGAAUUAUGCACCUUUGGUACAGCCUAUACUUGCAUUAUUUUUGCAUUAUAUGAGUGAGGAUGAUGCGUACGCUUGUGUCUUUUGGAUUCUUAAAAAUCAUUCAAAUUAUAUGAAAGGUUCUGCUCAGGCAAGUAAAGCUACAUCGUAUACACUGCUUGAACUUGUGAAGAUCCAUAAGACAGCAGUUUACAGAACUUUGAGAAAUUGGAUUGGAUCAUCUGAUGCAAACAUUCUGUCAAGAGCUUUGCAAAAUUGGCCGAGAUGGAUAUUUUGCGCCUUGCCAUUUGAACAUUUAAUUUGUGUUAUUGAUUGCUAUUUGUAUGAAGGAAGCAAAGUAUUAAUGAGAGUUGCUAUCGCACUGCUUAGUAUAUGGCACAAAAACGUUAAAAUACCGGAUGAUUUGGCCGAUAAAACAUGCCAAGAACGGAUUGAUUUGUUUGCGGAAAUGAUUGUUCAGAGUGUGAAUAAUGAAAAUAUUUCUGUUGCAGCUCUACUUGAAGCUGCUGUAAGAAUUCGGAAUUUUAGUGGCGCAAAAAUUGCCCGUUUUCAGGAGAGACACGAGAAGAUGAUUUUGCAGUCAGAAGGUCCCGAUCUUGCAGUAGUAGAUUUGCCGGCCGCCCAUAUAAAGCCCUUCAUUUCAAGCAUUGUUUCAUCAGAAGUUGCUUUUCAAUUAAUGUGUCAUUUGCCGGAAAAGUAUCAAUUAAUAACUCCGACAUUAAUUUACCACCUUUACGACGAUGGCACCUCAUUUUAUCGUUUGUGGACGAAAAUCGAUGAAGCAGAAUCAACGUUGCUAAUUAUCAAGACGGGCAAAAGUGAAGUUUUGGGAGCCUUUUGUGAUGAGCCAUGGGGAAAUCGAACAAAGAUACGUGAACGUGGAAGUGGAAAGUAUUUUGGCGGCGGCCUUUCGUUUGUCUGGAAUUUAGAUGAAAAUAAUCAAGUGAAUAAAUAUGAUUGGAAAGAAAAUCAAGCGGAGUGUUUUAUGGCCGCGCCAUAUGAUCGCGAGCCUACUAUUUUAAUGAUCGGUGGUAAUGCGAUAUAUAUUGUUGAUGAAUUAAUAAAGGGCUCAAGCUUGCCGGGCAAUACCUUUGGAAAUCCAGAACUGGUGAAGGGUGGUACAUUUAAAAUUUAUGAUAUGGAGGUAUUUCAAAUAUUUGAAUAA